This is a messenger RNA of Cyprinodon variegatus (sheepshead minnow), 1021 nucleotides long. RefSeq names its product regulator of cell cycle RGCC-like. Gene Ontology annotation, biological process: regulation of cell cycle. The transcript has 5 exons. Lineage: Eukaryota; Metazoa; Chordata; Actinopteri; Cyprinodontiformes; Cyprinodontidae. The record is from RefSeq and is a predicted model, not a curated record. Bases 136 to 465 code for a protein of 109 amino acids.
UUCUGAGCCUCCGCUGCAGCUUGAUUGGUCAGGCAGCUCUUCUAAAUGCUGAGAAUAAGACUCCAGCUUCCUGACAGCUUCAAACUGCUCUGAGCAGAGACACGCGGCAGCUCGUGGUGAACUUCGUUUUCCAUCAUGUCCUCAGAAAUUACAGUUGACUUGGAGCUGGAGCUGGGCGACGUGCUGCAGGAGUUCCAGGAUGUGGUGGAGGAGCUAAAGGCCCCCUCUGAGAGCAAACAUCAUUCUUACCAGCACGUCCUGCAUGAGGCCAAGAACCGCAUUGAUGACAGCGGGGUGGAAGACUCUGACUACAGCAGUGGAGCAUCUAUGGGAAACAGUUUGAAUACCAGCGAGGAGGAGCUCUACAAAGCAGGAACAACACUGGCUCUGAAAGCUAAGCUGGGAGACACAGACGAACUUGAGAGUUUUAUCAACAUGCUGGACCAGGAACUCGCGGAGAUGUGAACAGAGAUACGGCGAGGCUGAGAAGAAAGUCAGAUCCGCGCCAGAGCAGAUCUGAUGGAGCGAAUGUUUCUCUCGCCUCUUCGGGGACAAGGGAGGAGAAAAAGGUUUCCUUCAGAAAUUAAAAGGGCACUCGCUUCAAUUUUGAAAUGCAAGAACACCCUCAGACACCCCUCGGCAAUUCUGCGUCCAGUCUGCACCGCCACAUCAGGUCUAAGAUGUGUGACAUAUUCCCCCAAAAUAGACAAAACUUCCAUCUGUCUGACAUGAAAAAUGCUGCCCGGAGUAUAAGGGAGAAUGUUAAAAUUCUCAUAAGUGCUAUGCCAGUAAAAGGCCCUAAAUCUCAUUUCCAUGUAUUUUUAAAAAGCCUGGGCUUUGACUGGUUUGAAAUUACAAAUUGCACUUUAGUUUGAAAGCCUUUUUCUUAACAUGCAAUGAGUUUAGAUCUGCUGUAAGUCAUUAAAGGCUACUUUUGUAUCAACAUAUAAAAUGUACAGUUUUUGUGAAUAUUUUUUUUUAAUAUACUUUGUUUUAUACAUACAUACAUACAUAAAUAAAG